UCACAAUUCAAUCUACUUUUGACUGCAUUCAUACACGACAAAGAGCCAAAUCUCACGUUCGCGUCUUACCUUUUGCACCUGUCUUGAAGCCCGAACAUCAUGGCUGCGCGAUUGAGACUCGAGAACAAGGUCUGCAUCAUCACAGGCGCCGCAUCCGGAAUCGGUCUUGAGACAGCCCAUCAAUUCGCCGCGGAGGGAGCGAGACUCUUGCUCAGUGAUAUCAAUGAACAGGCUCUCUCCGCCGUGGUGAAGGAUGUAGAAGCCAAGUUUCCUGGGUCCGAGGCUGAAGGCGUCAAAUGCGAUGUGUCAAAUGAGAGCGAGGUCCAGGCUGUUGUGGAGAGGGCAGUGAGCAAGUGGGGAAGACUGGACGUUAUGUUCAACAAUGCCGGAAUCAUGCACCCUGCUGACGAUGACGCCGUCAAUACCGAAGAGAAGAUCUGGGAUCUGACCCAGAGUAUCAACGUCAAGGGAGUCUGGUAUGGCUCAAAGCACGCAGUCAUCGCCAUGCGAAAGAACCAAGCGGACCCUUCCAGAGGACUUGGAAGAGGUGGAUCCGUCAUCAACGUCGCUUCCUUCGUCGCUAUCAUGGGUGCAGCGACUCCUCAACUCGCGUACACCGCAUCCAAGGGCGCGGUGCUCGCUAUGACCCGUGAGCUGGCCAUGGUGCAUGCGAGGGAGAAAAUCAGGUUCAACGCUCUCUGUCCGGGUCCCAUUCGAACACCGCUUCUCAUGGACUUCCUCAAUACUCCUGAGAAGCUAAACAGGCGUCGGAUUCAUCUUCCACAAGGUCGAUUUGGAGAAGCCAUUGAGCAGGCGAAAGCUGUCGUGUUCUUGGCUUCUGAGGAUUCUUCUUACGUCAACGGCACAGACUUUUUGGUCGAUGGAGGUCUUCAUGCGUGCUACGUCACUGCCGAAGGCGAGCCUGUCGAAUAAGGGCACCUUCCCAGUCGGGAUUACCAGCCAGGCUCUGCUGUUGUCUCAAGCUUUUGGCUAAGCUUUUGAAACCCAUGCAUUUAGGAUCUCAAUAGA
Messenger RNA from Kockovaella imperatae, 1029 nucleotides. Its product is annotated as putative fatty acid beta-oxidation-related protein. The record is from RefSeq and is a predicted model, not a curated record. The transcript is spliced from 10 exons. NCBI's taxonomy places the organism in Eukaryota, Fungi, Basidiomycota, Tremellomycetes, Tremellales, Cuniculitremaceae. The coding region runs from base 100 to 933 and encodes 277 amino acids.